This is a messenger RNA of Mollisia scopiformis, 2019 nucleotides long. RefSeq lists its product as uncharacterized. The transcript has 7 exons. The coding region runs from base 1 to 2019 and encodes 672 amino acids. Gene Ontology annotation, biological process: amino acid transmembrane transport. Gene Ontology annotation, molecular function: L-amino acid transmembrane transporter activity. The record is from RefSeq and is a predicted model, not a curated record. Gene Ontology annotation, cellular component: membrane. NCBI's taxonomy places the organism in Eukaryota, Fungi, Ascomycota, Leotiomycetes, Helotiales, Mollisiaceae.
AUGGCCUACAGUACAAGUGAGGGUGCUGACUACCCUAUUGUCGUCGACAAUGUCUCCGAAGCCGACACAGACUGGAGCCCUGGACUCGAUUUAGACGAUUUGCGCGAGCUCCAAGCGGCACAACAGGACCCGACUAAGAUCGUUGCAAAGCUGCCAAGGGAAGCUUCUCGGAUGGGUUACUACGCGACGAUCUGUUUGAUCUUCAAUCGUAUGAUUGGGACGGGAAUCUUCAACUCUCCAUCCGUCGUUUUCACAAAUACCCAAAGUAUCGGCCUGUCUCUUAUCCUAUGGGCGAUCGGUGGUAUCAUGGCACUUGCAGGCGUCAUUGUUUAUAUAGAACUUGGUCUUACCAUACCCCGUUGGCCACUUGGUUCAGAUGGGACCAAAAUAUCCACACCGCGGAGUGGCGACGUCUUGAAUUAUUUUAACUACAUGUUAAAGCGUCCAUUAUUCCUUGCGACAUGCAUGUUUGGCAUAAUAUUCAUCAUUCUCGAGAACACCGCGGGAACUUCUGUGUCCUUCGCCCAGAGUAUCCUCACAGCCGCUCACACCAAACAAACCCCUGGGAAGAUUAUCGCAAUCGCUCUAUCUGCCAAUACAUUCUGCUGUCUGCUCCAUGCUGUGUCGAGGAAAUGGGGCAUAAUAUUGAACACCUUCCUAGGAACCGUCAAACUGCUUCUCUUGCUCUUCAUCAUCAUUAUUGGAUUUGUCUGGCUCAAUCGUGAUACCGCAAAUCACAACUUCGAUAGCAAGACCGCUUUCAUAUUCGACAAUAGCCCCAAACUACCUUAUAGGUAUGCUGAGGCUAUGUUAUACAUCAUCUUGCCUUAUGGUGCCUUUCAUCAGAUUAAUUACGUGCGUUUUACAACUUUACACCAGGUUAUUUCUGAAUUACGUGAGCCGCGAAAGACUUUUCCUCGGGCUUCUUUCAUUGGAGUUCUCACCAUAGUUAUUAUAUACACAACUCUUAAUAUUCUGUUCGCAGCCAUCAUCCCCAAAAGCGAACUCUUCAAGCUACCAGGAGGCAUAGACGUUGGACAGCGAUUCUUCGAUCUCACGCUAGGUCAUGUAGUUAAGAACGAGAACCACCUAAUCACAUUUUACGCAAUAAUCAAGGUCAUCUCAACCGGCGGGAACCUCAUCGUCGUAACAUUCACCACAGCGCGAGUAAAGCAAGAAAUAGCCAAAGAAGGCAUCCUCCCCUACUCUCUCCUUUUUGCCGAAAAUUACGAUAUCUCUUGGGACCGACUCAGAGGCCGCACUUCUCCCUCCUCGGAACGAACUCCAGCGGCUACUCUCGCUCUCCACUGGAUCAUCACAACAAUCCUAGUCGUUAUCCCCGUCCUCGCCAUACAACCAGUCCCCUAUUCCUCCACUGCUGCAUAUUCAUACCUCACUACCGCCUUUGUCUAUAACAUCAACCUCGUCAUCUUCACCGUCGUCGCAUUUGGCCUCCUCUGUCUCCGCUUUACACCCAACGUCCACUGGGCCCAGAAGUCCUCACUCAAAUACCCACUAUUAUCCAUCAUCGCAGCACUAAUUCUCUUGAUCGUCAACAUCUUUCCCUUAAUAUUCCUCUGGGUCCCCGACCCUUCAUUCCCAAAAGCUACACACACUGGCGGAGCAGUAGACUGGUUCGCAGGCCAAACAUUCGCCUUGUGUCUCCUUGCCUUCGCGUUCCUCUACUGGGUUAUCUUCCGCGCUGUAAUUAGUGUGAGGUCGAGAAGGGAGGGAAAAGUCUUGCACGUGAGAAGGAAACCGAUUUUUAAACAUGAUGCGAGGGGACUAACGCAGGUUAUGGAGAUUGUUAGCUUGGAGUGGAAGAGGGAGGUCGGGAUGAGGCUUGAUGAGGUUGUAGAUGAUGAGGGGGGCUUUGUGGGGUCGAGUACGGUGUCGAUGCCUGCGUGGGAGAGAGCUUCGGAGGUGGGUAAAGGGGCUGCUAGUGUGCAUGAGAUAGGGCAGCAGAGGACGGUGAGGAGGAAACCUGUUAUGUCUGAGUUGUUGGGGAGCGUGGAAUAG